AUGAUUUUUCUGCCACUCUUCAUAUUUUGCUCCGAUGCUAUCGGAGUCUUCGCCUGGUCGAAUGAAGAAUUUGCAUUGUACGAUUUAGUGGAAGAGGUAGAAGAUGAUUUCUAUACUCUUUUUGCUGUUAGCAAGGUACGCUUUUACUCAGUGAUUUUACACCAGUCAUUUCAGGACGCUUCACUGUCAGAAAUUAAAAAGGCUUAUCGACGUCUCAGUAUGGAAUGGCACCCCGAUCGCAACAGUUCUCCGGAAGCUUCAGAAAAGUUUAGAAAGGUCGCAGCUGUUUAUGAAGUUCUUAAAUCUAAAGAAAUGAGGGAGAAAUAUGACUUUUUGCUGGAAAAUGGAUUGCCUGAUUGGCGACAACCUGUUUAUUACAUAAGGCGAGCAAAGAAACUUACGUGGUACGAAACUGUUUUCGUUCUUCUGAUUAUAUGUACCACCGGCCAUUACUUAAUGCUGUGGGGCGCUUACGUGGACAAGUACUUAGUACUGUCGUCGAAUAAAGGGAAAUUAAGGAGGAAAGAAAUUCGUCAGCUGAAAAAAACGGGAGUUACCGAUGUGAAAGAUCUGCAAGAAGCGCGAAUUGUUGACCAGUUAACAGAAAUGAGACCAAAAUUGAAGCAGUUGUUGCCAGUGCUCAUUCUUUUGUCAAUUCUUGAAUUAAUCAGCUCUUCUCCAAACUUGUACAAACUGCUCUUAGAACAUUUUAGCAAACAAAGUGAUUCUUCACUUCAGAUAGAGCAAGUAAAAGAGCAUUUCCGCACAAAUCCUGUUAUGAGCCAACCAGAUUUUGAGUAUGAAGUGGCUUCAGAUAUCACACCUGUCUCAAAUAUGAGUUAUUCCAAAACGCACGAUGCAGCCUGUGUUGAAGACAGCCCAGCUUUGAAACGAAACCAGAAGUGGAGUUGUGAAGAAAUUAGCCAGCUGAUCAGUUUAAGUACAGAGAAGUAUCCAGUCGGCACGUUGAACAGAUGGGAUAAAAUGGCUAAGAUAUUGAAGCGGACGCCGGAAGAAGUUACCGCUAUGGUUGGAAGGAUAAAACACAUGAAUAGGGUUUGCUUGAACUUGUUAUGUCAUCCAUUAUUGCAGAAUUUUGUAAAGUCUAUACCAUAUUUAAAUUUUAUAGAGGAAGAAUUCGUGAAGGCCCUACAGAAUUCCCAAUCUAAAACUGAAGCGACAAAAAAUGGAGCAGUAACAGUUUUUGCCGCGAAUGAGCCAAUUUCAAAAGAGGCCAUUGCGCAUAAGCCUCCAGAGUUGUCGUAUUUGCAGAAUGCUAUGGAGGAGGAAGAACAAUCAGGAACUGAUGAGACUUGGACCCAGCGGGACCAAAGGUUAUUAGAAAUUGCUCUGCAACAGUUCCCAAAGGGGACUGCAGAUAGAUGGGACAAGAUUGUGAAUUGUGUUCCUGGCAAAACUAAGCAACAGUGCAUGGAUCGUUUUAAGUCUUUAUCAGAAAUCGUGCGGCAAAGAAAAGCUCAGUUCCGAAACAAGAAAUAA
Messenger RNA from Enterobius vermicularis (human pinworm), 1500 nucleotides. Lineage: Eukaryota; Metazoa; Nematoda; Chromadorea; Rhabditida; Oxyuridae. The record is from the annotation of a GenBank genome assembly.